Messenger RNA from Macrosteles quadrilineatus (aster leafhopper), 2575 nucleotides. RefSeq names its product wolframin (gene wfs1). Gene Ontology annotation, cellular component: endoplasmic reticulum membrane. Gene Ontology annotation, biological process: endoplasmic reticulum unfolded protein response; calcium ion homeostasis. The transcript is spliced from 15 exons. NCBI's taxonomy places the organism in Eukaryota, Metazoa, Arthropoda, Insecta, Hemiptera, Cicadellidae. The coding region runs from base 55 to 2508 and encodes 817 amino acids. The record is from RefSeq and is a predicted model, not a curated record.
CCACAACACCACAGUCCACAGUCCACAACCCUGAACCCUGCAACUAACGUCGUAAUGGCGGGCGUAUUCCCUGUACCUGUCAAAACAACUGGCAGAAAACAAUGGACAAUAUACAAUGGUGGAAAAGGAAUCAAACGUCUGGGGAGCCCCCUCAUGGAUGACUGGUGUCCUGACUCCCAGGUAGUAUUGGCGAAGAAACUCUUGGACGAAAAAUGUGAUCUAGAUGUGGACCAAGAAGAGAAUGCUAGGCUGGGUGUUUACUGGCUGAUCAAGGCAUCAGAGCAGGGACAUGAGGAGGCAACCCAACUACUCAGUCACUGCUUGGAGACAGGACAAGGCAUCUGUGAACAAAACUAUGUAGAUGUCAGAGCGUGUCUAGAUAUGCCUCAGGAAGAGAAACUUGCCCGAUGUGCUGCGCGAAAAGUGUUUGAGGGCAUGUCAGCUGGUGAAGAUUUUAUCACAAGCUCUCAACUUCAGGAUAGAAUGCUACAUUUGGAUGAGCAAAAAGAACUCAGGGAUGAUGAACAACCAUCAACUUCCAAAAAUGAAGAGAAUGCUGACUGGAAGAGUCGCAGCGAAGGAGGUGAGAAGCUGACAGAAGACAUGUUGAUAUCAGCUGCUUCUACGUAUGCCCGGGGGGAGCUGCCACUAGUGACAGCUGUGCUGAGUUUGCAGCCGUCUCGCUCAGUGUCAGGCCCGUGCAGUGCACUCCAUGCUGUACUGCUGCAUCCCUUUACUGUAGCCGUAGCCUCGUACAACCACAUUGUAAAGGCCCUUGGAACCCACAGCAUCGGGUGGUACAUGCCUAUGUCUUGGUCUCAAGUAAAGCUGGUGCUAGCUGUGCUGUUGUUUCUACACCUGGGGCUAGACACUGCCAUAGCUGCAUUACCAUCAGUGCUGUACUAUGGCUCACUCACAGUCAUGGUAGUGGCUACUUGUCAGGUGCUUACCAAAAGACACGAUAUGCAUCAUUUUAGAAGAUGGUCGAGCCUGUUCCUGGCCUACUCUGAAGGUAACGUCAAUGCUGGGCAGGCAGAGUAUCAGUACUGUCGCAACAACCUGCGUCCCUACAUCUGGUUUUUCCUUGGACUUUUGGCUCACUUGUUACUUUACCCAAUGUUGAGGCAGACCAUCCCUCAGUCUGAACUGUCUGUCCUGGCCUUUAUCUUCACCUGCCUCACUCUCUACAAUUUUACAUUGACAGGUCGAAGGUCCCCGGACUGGCUGGGUCUGUUCUCGUUCGCUGUGCAUGUCUUGGCCAAGUACCCUUAUGAGACGGAUGCUGUUGUCAGCCAGGGCUGGAGGUUCUUAGAUGUGCAUGUUCCUACUUUUGCUUCUUAUGUGGUUGGUAAUGGAGUUGAGUUUUGCCUUAACUUCCGAGCUCUGUUUUACCUGGUGAUCCCCGCAGUUCUUGUCAAGAUGGCCGCCAGAGAUAACUGGCGAGGGUGUUACACCGCACUGGUCCCUCACUGCCUCGCACUCUCCUGGUGGCAAAUUGCUCUCACUGCAUCUGAAGGUGCUACGUGGUACGGAUUGAUCCGCAGCGCAUUGGCCUUGGCUGGUCUUGUGCUGUUCCUUCCCCUGGCCGGUCUGGCUACAGUGUUACUCCCCCUGGCUGCUGCUAGCAAGGUACUCGUGGAGUCUCAUGAACUAUUGAGGCUGAAGACUGCUUCAUUUCUAGCUCUGGUCCCGCUGUUACUUUCACUGUAUGUGGGUAGACUCAAGAUUCUGUACACCCGUGCAGCAACUUUCUUCUCAUGGCUUCAGGUGAUGUUGUCAGCCAUUGCUGUUGUGUUGUUGGUGUGGCCAGCUCUGCAAGGGGAGGAUGGUGGAGAAGCUGGUAGCAUUGCAUCAUCUCUCUCGUGGGAUCAGUUUCAAACUUUCUGUCCGAAUGUUGAUGUCGAAACACAGACAGCUCUCAAUGCUCACCUACAAUGUUCACAGUUGGUGGGUGCUCCUGUGAACUGGGAGGGCCGUGUGGUGGGUGUGAGACUGGUAAGAGUCAGCAACCCCCUGGCACAUGUCAUCAGCAGACUGCCACUGGGUAUGAGGAGUGGACUGACCUGUCUGCUAGGACUGCCAUACCACGCUUGUGAGGAGGAUCAGUACUGCUCUCUACCCUCAGGUCUAAUAGACAAAUGCCAUCUAGCCAACUGGGACAGGUAUGAGCUCGAAGUGGACAUAUCCAUGAGCACGGCUGCCCUGUGGCGCCGGGGAGACUCCCAGGUGACUCUAGUUGCAGAUCACACCUUCCUCAACUUCACCAGAGCUCUGAGUCCUGGGGAUCGUCUGUGGUUCUCUGGUCUGCUGAGUGGAGACGACUCUGGUCUGCUGUCUCGUACACAUCCACAAGUGACUCUGAUACAACUUGGAUGUCUCUCAUGCCAUGACUCCUCCCUCUCUACAACCAGCAAAACACAUCUACUGGCGUUCUCUCUUCGUGAUGUCUACUCGGGCCUCAAGACAGUAUUAAACUUUCUAUUUAAUCCUCUAGUCAUUUUCCGUUAACUAUCUUGUACAGUUUAAGUUUAUUUUAAUUUUUUUAAUGAAUAAAAUAUGUUGCCAUCAUUUCCAA